AUUUCAUCCGUCUGUUCCACCCACAUCCUUUUCCGGUCGUCCUUGACCAUAUUCUUCUCCUCAUAUCUUCACUUAUCGGUUUUAAAUCUCAGGAUUCAUCAUUUAGACAUCAGAAUUCAGAUUGCCAAAUGAACGUCUUCCAAGUCAUUAUUUUCUUAUUGUCAGUUCUUGCUGUGUUCUCUUCAGCUGAUCUUUCCAUUGAUGGCGAAUCGUUAGUUUUGUCUAUAAACGAAGAAGGUCCAAUCAAAGUGAGAAGAGCAAGAGAAACCGGAGAACAUUGAUAAGCGAUUGAAGUCUACAUAAUUUAAUGUAAAUUAUUGAUAUGUCAUGCUUUAGUAAUAACUAAAGAACUGUUUUGUUCACAUUUAUUUAAUUGUGUAAAUGCUAUGGAAAUAUUACGUCUGAUACGAUAUCAAUGAACACUUAUAUAUUUUUUUU
Messenger RNA from Caenorhabditis elegans, 438 nucleotides. It is a transcript of the gene Y58A7A.2, whose product is annotated as Venom peptide. The transcript has 2 exons. The record is from RefSeq and is marked reviewed. NCBI's taxonomy places the organism in Eukaryota, Metazoa, Nematoda, Chromadorea, Rhabditida, Rhabditidae. Bases 129 to 281 code for a protein of 50 amino acids.